Molecule: messenger RNA, 441 nt
Organism: Racocetra persica
Lineage: Eukaryota; Fungi; Glomeromycota; Glomeromycetes; Diversisporales; Gigasporaceae
Source: the annotation of a GenBank genome assembly
CGUGCUGAAAAUUCUGUCUUAUUUUAUGAUAAAAACUUGCCGAAUGGUGAAUGCCAGUGUCCGUUCAUGACGUUAGAGUCUGCCUUGAUGUCUAUAUUAAUAUUGGCGCCUACUUUAUUGUUGAUUAAUGCUCCUGGUUCUUCUCAAUCAAAUUAUGAUGACGAUAAUCAUAUUGGCUAUUAUGAUGCUGAGGAUUAUUUAUCGUUACGGUCACGUCCUUCCUCUUCGAUAAUCCAAGAAGAGGCUCUUUCUGUAAUACAUGAAAAUGUGGAAUGUCAUUAUGUUGGUCGUUCCGAUCAACCUCCACAUUCCCGUCAUCAUACCCGUCUCUCGCAUCAUUCUAAUUCAACCUUUCAUUCUGAGUCUGAGUCGUCUGAAUCAUCCUCGAAGAAUUCCUCAUUAGUAAAAGUUUUGGGUGCUUCUAGUCUCUUGACUAAAAUA